UUUUUUCUUUGUUUUUUUGUUUGUAUAUGUUUGUGUGUGUUUCCAAAUGAAAUUGAAGAUUGUUUUUAAAAUUUUGGUGAAAAAUUGUGUUGGAAUUUUGGUGGGGAUUGCGUUGAAUAUGUAGACUGCUUUUGGUAGGAGGUCCACUCUCAUAAUAUUAAUUCUUCUGAUCCACAAACACAGAAGAUCUUUCCAUCUUCUGAUGUCUUUCUCAUUUUCUUUCUUCAGUGUCAUAAAAUUUUAAUUGUACAAGUUUUUUUUACUUAUUUGGUUUAUAUGUGUGUGUGUGUGUGUGUGUGUGUGUGUGCACAGACACACACAGAUACACUGACACACACAUUUUGAAGCUAUUGUGAAAGGUAGCAUUUCCCUGAUUUCUUUCUCAGUUUAUCUGUCAUUUGUAUAUAGGAAGGUUACCGCUUUUUUUUGUGAGUUAAUUUUGUAUACUGCUACUUUGCUGAAAGUGUUUUUCAGCAGUGAAUGUUCCCUGGUGGAGUCUAGAGGAUUUUUUAUAUAUUAAAUCAUAUCUUCUGCAAAUAGGAAUACCCCUACUUCUCCCUUUCCAUGUGUUACCCCUGGAUCUCCUUUGGUUGUCUUAUUGUCUAGUGAAGACUUUCCAAUGCUAUGUGGAAUAGGUGAGAGAGUGAAUGUCCUUGUCUUGUUCCUAGUUUUAGUGGAAAUGUUUUUGAGUUUCUCUCUGUUUAUGUUGAUGUUGGUUAGUGGCUUGCUAUAUGUCAUUUUUUGUUGUUUUUUAAAUCCCCUCUAGACAAGGUUUCUUUGUGUGUCCCUGACCGAUCUGGAACUUCUUGUAGACCAGGCUGCCCUUGAAUUUAGAGAUUUGCCUGCCUCUGCCUCAAGUGCUGAGUUGUUUGUAUGUCCCUUAUAUCACUUGUCUCUCCUGAACUUGUAUCCUGCAGGCAUGGUGGAUUUUGUCAAAAGCCUUUUCUGCAUCUGAUGAAAUGAUCAUGUUGCUUUGUGUUUCUAUUUGUUUAAGUGGUGGAUUUCCACUCAUAGAUUUGUAUCCAAGGGGAGGUUACCCAGCCCACUUGCAGUUGCCUUGGUUAUAUUUUCUUGCUAUUCUUACAAAUUAUGUAUAAUAGAAUAUUGUGGAGGAUAUAUGGACUUUUUCUGGAGCUCAGUUCAGGAAUAAGUUUCUCCUUUCUCUUUCCUCUUUAUUCAUUUUUUUUUUUUUUAUUUUGUGGAUUUUUUUUUGGACAGGGUCUCAUGUGGCUCAAUCUGUGCCUAAAGUUGCUAUACAGCUGAGGAUGACCUUGAAAUCCUGUUUCUUCUGUGUCCACAUCCCGUGUACUAGGCUUUGGAACUACAUUUAAAAAAACCAACAACCCAUUUAGAUUAUAUAUGCUUCUUGAUUUAUUGAAAAUGAAGUUAGGAUUUUAAUUUAUUUUCAAACCCUUAUCUUGUUUCUUUCUGAUAUCCAGGAAGAGAGAUAUACGUGCAGAGGACAGAGGUUGAUGUCUGAUGUCUUCCUCUGUCAGUCUCCAACUUAUUUUUUUGAGACAAGGUCCUUCACUGAACCUGGAGCUUGCUGCUUUGGCUAGACUUAGCUGGACAACAAAGCCCCGAGGAUCGUCCUGUCUCCACCUCCCAGCACGGGGAUUACAGGUUAAAAUGAGCUUGUUGGUGGAUCUGACAAAUACUUCAAGGUUUUAUGACAGAAAUGACAUAGAAAAAGAAGGAAUCAAGUAUAUCAAACUUCAGUGUAAAGGACAUGGCGAAUGCCCCACUACUGAGAAUACUGAGACAUUCAUUCGCCUGUGUGAAAGGUUUAAUGAAAGAAGCCCACCUGAACUCAUAGGUGUCCACUGCACCCAUGGCUUCAACCGUACUGGCUUCCUUAUAUGUGCCUUUUUGGUGGAAAAAAUGGAUUGGAGCAUUGAAGCAGCAGUUGCUACGUUUGCCCAAGCCAGACCACCAGGAAUUUAUAAGGGUGAUUAUUUGAAGGAACUUUUUCGUCGCUAUGGAGAUAUAGAAGAAGCACCACCACCACCUGUAUUGCCAGAUUGGUGUUUUGAAGAUGAGGAUGAGGAAGAUGAGGAUGAAGAUGGAAAAAAGGACUCAGAACCAGGGUCAAGUGCAUCCUUUGGUAAAAGGAGAAAAGAACGGUUAAAACUGGGAGCAAUUUUCUUGGAGGGCAUAACUGUUAAAGGUGUAACUCAAGUAACAACUCAACCAAAGUUAGGAGAGGUACAGCAGAAAUGUCAUCAGUUCUGUGGCUGGGAAGGGUCUGGGUUCCCUGGUGCACAGCCUGUCUCCAUGGACAAACAAAAUAUUAGACUUUUAGAGCAGAAGCCAUAUAAAGUAAGCUGGAAAGCAGAUGGUACUCGUUACAUGAUGUUGAUUGAUGGCACAAAUGAAGUUUUUAUGAUUGACAGAGAUAAUUCUGUUUUUCAUGUUUCAAAUCUGGAAUUUCCAUUUCGUAAAGAUCUCCGCAUGCAUUUAUCAAAUACCCUUUUGGAUGGGGAAAUGAUCAUUGACAAAGUAAAUGGACAGGCCGUUCCAAGAUAUUUGAUAUAUGACAUAAUUAAGUUCAAUGCACAACCAGUUGGAGACUGUGAUUUUAAUAUUCGUCUACAGUGUAUUGAACGUGAAAUUAUAAGUCCACGACAUGAAAAAAUGAAGACUGGACUCAUUGACAAAACACAGGAGCCAUUUAGUGUCAGACCUAAACAAUUUUUUGACAUCAAUAUUUCAAGAAAGCUUCUGGAAGGAAAUUUUGCCAAAGAAGUCAGCCAUGAAAUGGAUGGACUUAUUUUUCAGCCUAUUGGAAAAUACAAACCUGGUCGAUGUGAUGACAUUUUGAAAUGGAAACCUCCUAGUUUAAACUCUGUGGAUUUUCGACUUAAGAUAACAAGAAUGGGAGGAGAAGGGUUGCUUCCACAGAAUGUUGGCCUUCUCUAUGUUGGAGGUUAUGAAAGACCCUUUGCACAAAUCAAGGUGACUAAAGAACUAAAACAGUACGACAACAAAAUUAUAGAAUGCAAAUUUGAGAACAACAGCUGGGUCUUCAUGAGACAGAGAAUAGACAAAAGUUUCCCAAAUGCCUACAACACAGCCAUGGCUGUGUGCAAUAGCAUUUCGAAUCCUGUCACCAAGGAGAUGCUGUUUGAGUUCAUUGACAGAUGUGCAGCAGCUGCCCAGGGACAGAAGAGAAAGUAUCCCCUGGACCCUGACACAGAGCUCAUGCCACCCCCACCGCCCAAAAGACUGCACCGACCAACCUAGUCCCUGCCUCUGAGAGGAAGAAGAAUGCUGUUGUCUCAUUUUCUCAACCAGAGAAUUAAAGAGACAGUAUGGCUUGGUACUGGUACAUGUGUUUUAAGGGAAGUCAUAGUCAGCCUGUAUAUAUUUGGUACAUUUGUUUUCUCUGAACUACAGUACAUCAUGGACCUAAAUAUUUUAUUUAUACCUGAUAAAUUCAGCCUUACCCCUGUGGAGUCUACAGAUUGAAAUAUCCAAAGGUUUAAAUCAGAUUGAAGUUAAUGAAAUAGAGGCCUUGUUUGUAUGUGAACAGACACCUUUACAUUUGAUUCAUAACUAGCAAUCUGAAGCUGUAAGCAUAUUGCAUUUUUUAAAAGUUGGAUUUUAAGUUUUCCUCUUUAAAAUGUGGGCAGUGGCAUUAGAAAGUCUCACUAACUUAUCAUGGAUUUCUUAUAUUUCUGAAUUUUUUAUAUUCUGAGCAAUGACAAGGUCAAGUAUUAUGUACAUUAAACAGUUUGGUCUGGCCAUACCAUUUGAAGAAGUUUUUCUGUUUUUGUUUUCUGUGAGGGUGGGGUGUGAAACAGUAACAUAGCUUCAUUUACUUGUGAGUUGUAUCCUUUUUUUAGAAACUAUUUGGGGCAUUGUACUGUGUCUCUUGUUUGAACCGCGGUGUCAGAUGUCUGGGGUUCUCAUCCUGGCAGUGGUUUUGAGUUCCUUUGUGGCACUUAGGUUUAGAACCCCAGGUCCUUUAUGUGCUGCUGUCCUGGGAGCAUUGCUUCUUUCCGACAGCAGAGCUCCUUCUGCUUUACCUACUCACUGUGAUCUCUGGGAGCAGCAGCAAACACAACUGCUGUUGGGUUAUUUCCCUCAAACAGGGCAUCAGACGCAGUGGCAGCUUUGCCUAGAAGGUGAUGUCAACUGAACACAGUGCUAUCUCUAGGAAAGGCUGGCCCCACUGGACACAUACAGAGGCAUUGCAGAGACGGAUCACAGAGGACGUGAAGGUGGUGCUCCCAUUGCCACAGCUGCACCUGUGCUCGGAGAUAGGAUUUCACUCUGAGGCUGCACUUCAGUGUUUACUCUAGACAGUAGGUUUAAAAGGCAGCUAAUGGUCCCUGCCAUUGUAAAACUUUUUCUGAUAGGCUUGUGAGAGAAUUUAGAAUUAGCUACUAGUAAGCAGCUUACUUAAUGUAUUUAUUUUUAGAGACAUGGGUUUUAAGUAUACGUAUUUAAAACAAAUGUUCAUGAUCUGUAUUUUAUAUAUGUAUAAGCAUAUCUGAAAGUAUAUGCAACAGUGUAUAUUCUUGUACUGAUACAGCCAGAAAUGAGAACUCGAAUGCGUUACCUAACAGGCUGAGGGUCUGAUGGAAUUUUUAUUUGACAUAGCACAGAUUAACCAAAACUGUAUUUAUAUGAACCUGAGUUUUAAUGUUUUUAAACAAACUUUACAUCUGCAGUGCUUUUUUGUGUGGAAUACUAGGACUGUGCUUAGGCUUAUGCCUCUGUUUUUCCCAAGUUAUGUAAUGUGUUAGCAAAUUUAUUCAAAAUACCAUGUUAAUUUUUUUCCUAGAUUGCUUUUGUACAUUUGGGCACUGAAGGGAUUUAAACACCUGACUGCUACAGGAUUGUUGAGGGGAAAAUGUCAAGAUUCCUUCUGUUUAUUACAUGGUGGAUCCAAAACUGCCUGUGGACUCCAGACAAUCUAGUCCCUGCUCCCCAGGGUCACUGAAUCUUUUCGACAUAGUUGGGCUGCUUCCAAGCUGGUGCAAAAGCAGAGCCCUUUUGAAGAUACAGUAACACGCUUUUGCCAAUGAUCUCUGAUAGAAUUAAAAUGUUUAUGGUAACUUUACCUUUCAAAUGAAUUCUGUGAAAAGAGCAUUAUAUAGGACUUACUUUUUCAGCUCAUCCUUUCCUUUCAAUUGUGGUGACAUGAUCAUUGGCAAUGUAGUCCCCAAACACACCACCUCCUGAAGUCUCCUAGCAGUCAUUUAGGCUGUUGGAUGAAAGGUAGGAUUUGGACAGCUUGAAGGAAAACUUCCCUCUGGCUCAUAGUACAACAGCUGGUUUUUUAGCUGAUACUUUCUAGACAAGAAUAGGAAGACUGUUUCCCUGAGUUACCGCAUGUAAAGGCUUGCUUUUUGUUUGGAAAAAAAUAUGGAUGACUACUGCCUAGAUGGUUACUUUGCUUUCCAUGAAAUGCUCAGAAAUGCCAGAACAUUCCUUCUCUAAUUGUGUCAGUGUGUAUUGUAAUAAAACUACUGAUGUAAAAUAACAGUGUGUCUUUCCUGUCUCACUGACAGUGAUCUGGUGUCCCUUCUGCUGUGCUGGCUCUUGCUGUCUUCUGCUCCUAGGGUGCUUCAUCUGGCUAGUUACAUUCUAGAGAGUAAUCUAAAGACCUGGAAACUUGACGGACACUGCAGUGUGUGUGAAGCCUUUCCUUCUGACGUCUAGGGUGGAGGUACUUUAUCUUUUCUGUACAUCACCCCAUCUCACACUCUACCAAAGAAACAUCCUCUUGCAUUAUUUUUUGUGGGUUUCUUUUAGAGUAAAUAUCCUGAGAUAAUGAACCAUCAAAUGCUUGUAAUGACUGUAUUUUUUUUUAAUGUGGGAUUUUGCUGUCUUUAAACAUACCACCAUUUUGAGCAUUGUAUAUAGUUUCUUCAGGCCAAUAAAAUAAAAUCUUGAAAAUUGGAA
Messenger RNA from Arvicanthis niloticus (Nile rat), 5913 nucleotides. The record is from RefSeq and is a predicted model, not a curated record. Lineage: Eukaryota; Metazoa; Chordata; Mammalia; Rodentia; Muridae.